AUGGUGAUCGCUCAUGAUGCGAUGCCUGAACCAGAUGGAGGGUCUCUAAUCCCUGCGCAUCUGUCUUACCUGGCUAUAUACAACCCUACAUUGGGUACUACGGACGAGACAUUGGAGGAACAGAUUGUGUUCUACACUUCGGGAUCUAGUGACCAGCGACCCUCAUACUUACGCGAUGUGAACGUUGAAAGGCACGAUAGUCACUUACUUGAGAAUGAUAAAAAUGAUAUGCUGCGCCAGGUAGGCCUGGCACAGGGGAUGGUGAGCUUUGCCAAUAACUUCUCCUCGGGCAAACCUCUAGAAUGCAUCGAAACCGACAAAACACGCACCAUAAUUCUGGAGCUGGAGAAAGACUGGUGGAUCGUUGCUUCAAUACGUCUCACUCGGCUGCCUCUCAGGUCAUCCCAACCCUCCCCUAGCUCCGAUAGCGAGGCUUCUUCGUUUCGGUAUUCGGCUAAAGAACUGGGACCUGCACAGUUCCUCAUUCAGCAACUUCGCCGGGCGCAUUCCAUUUUUCUAUUACUACAUGAUUUCUCUAUGGCGGAGCUUUACGAGCGGGUUGAAAAGCCGACUUUCAAGCUAUUCUUGGAACGGUUCUGGGAGAAGUUCACAUGGAAUUGGGAGCUGCUUCUUGCUGGAAACCCAAUUGUUGACAUGUAUAAUGGUAUCAAACUUGCUGCCGGGGGCGAGCUAGGCAUGGGAGUCGGAGAAGAGAGAAAGAAUGGGGCAGUGGAGAAAGAGAAAUUUGGUGAUGCGCCUGGCCAGAUCGAUGAUUCGCGGCCAGUCCCUUCUAAUUCCAAAGACGCCUGGCUUGGUUCGGGCAACACCCCCCGACCCCCCGACGGAGUUAUCUUCUCGGGUAUCGGUGCUAUAGACCGAGGCUCGCUUGCCCGCAUCUCUCACUGGAUGGAAUGGAUCUACCGUGAUGGCGACACUGCAUUUGGAGUGCGGCGGGAUCCGGCAUCACCGCGCCGCAGACAUCCGAGGAGAAGCAAAGCACGAACCUCCCAUCAGCGCGUAACGUCGGAAAGAACAGAAUCACCUGGCAUUCCGCGUCCCCUCAUCAUGGCUGCACCGCAGCCUAUUCCGGAGUCACAAAAGGAAAAUAACCCAAAUGGAGCUGGGACCGCCCCAAUCGACAACGAUCAGAAGGAUUCAGAACAGACAUCUGCAACAGAUACCGUCAUGAAAUAUCUCACAUUGGGAUACGGAUCGGCAUGGAGCUUCUCUAACAGGUCGAACCCUGUACCCUCGGCCAAAUCUCCGUCUGAGAUAUCUUCGUCAGCCCCCAAUCAAAAUGCCCUUUCCAAGACCGGAGAAAAUGAGCCACAAGGCAAUGUCCAUCCUCCGCAGGCCUCAGAGACUCAAUCCGAGCAGAUUCAUAAUCAAAUAAAGCCGACGACUUGGGGCCGUUUUCUGUUAGGGCCUCGCGAUGAUCUGGACUGUCUGGAUGAUUUGGACGAGGGCAGCCCUGAGCCUGUGACGGACUUGAAAGGGUCUGGCAGUCGAAUCGUCCAUCGAUCUGUGCAUAUCCGCUUGGCAGAUUCGCUCGGGGGAGUUUUGAAGAAGCUUCAAGCGGUGAUAUACGUGCACCAACCAUUUGUGUUCACCUUUCUCUUCGAUCCGGACACUCCCGGGUUGAAAUCGUCGUCACUGUACUCCAGCAUUCACCACCAACUGGGCCCUCUUCAGAAAUCUCUCAAUUUGUCGACGUCUCCUGCGAAGGUCGCCUCGCGUCUCGCUGGGUCCGAGACUGGUGCCCAUACAACCAAUGACUCCUCAACAUAUGAUAACCCCAUCUAUGAUUUCAUUUACGACUCGUCCAAUCUCACCAUUAGAUCCUCAGUUCCCAAUAUUCCUGUUCCUGGGGAUCCAGCCAACCCUCAAGACACCCCUUCAGCAUCAGGAUCCCUAUCCCCAUCUCCGUCAGCGUCACCCUUCGGAGCAUUGACAUCACCAUCACUGUCCCGUCUAGAAAGUCUGUCGAUCCAUGAACGUCUCCUUUCCACGUACAUUGAGACACGCUCCAGGUCUCAGGAAUUAGAACGCACAUACAAAGUCAACCGCGGGUGGUGGAUUGUCUGGAUGCGUAUUCCCCACAAGAAGAAUGCGUCUGACCAGCUUUCCGCACUUUCAACCACGUCUUCAUCCAUUGCACUCUCAAAGGUGGCUGAGGACUGUCGUCCUCCAGGCUCUAGACUGACAGAUCAAAGAGACAUCUCGGAGCCUCACGAGGCAUUUGUCAUUCGCAAAGCCAGCGAUUACAACUUAUCUCCCGCCCAUGCUCGAAUGAGCAGUGGGGCCAGAUUUUUCCGAGACCUGGGGGGGGUCUCAUCGUCCAAGUUGACAGCGUCGAGGGAAGAGAGUAUGCCAUCAAAGUUGGCGGAGGGUCUGGGCAUGGACGCUCGCCGCUACGUUGAGGGGCUCAUGUCUUUGAAUCGGUAA
This is a messenger RNA of Penicillium oxalicum, 2445 nucleotides long. RefSeq lists its product as uncharacterized. Bases 1 to 2445 code for a protein of 814 amino acids. Gene Ontology annotation, cellular component: intracellular membrane-bounded organelle; Mon1-Ccz1 complex. The record is from RefSeq and is a predicted model, not a curated record. The transcript is spliced from 5 exons. Gene Ontology annotation, biological process: vesicle-mediated transport. NCBI's taxonomy places the organism in Eukaryota, Fungi, Ascomycota, Eurotiomycetes, Eurotiales, Aspergillaceae.